Hyaena hyaena (striped hyena) is the source of this 3725-nucleotide messenger RNA. RefSeq names its product tetratricopeptide repeat domain 34 (gene TTC34). The transcript has 8 exons. Gene Ontology annotation, molecular function: protein binding. Lineage: Eukaryota; Metazoa; Chordata; Mammalia; Carnivora; Hyaenidae. Bases 4 to 3303 code for a protein of 1099 amino acids. The record is from RefSeq and is a predicted model, not a curated record.
GUGAUGUCGCCCCAAGAGCUUGUGGCCUGCCUCUGCCAGGAGGGAGACCGGCACCUGGCCCUGGGAGAGCCCGCGCUGGCCACCGCCUUCUACCUGGCUGCCUUCAGCUGUCACGCCCCCUCGGCCGUGCAGAGCGUCCGCGCUGCCCUGGCGGAGGCGCGGGGGGCGCCCGUGGUGGCCACGCUCGAGGCCUGGUGCCGGGGCGACAGCCAGAUCCCACCCAUCCACUGGGACGGCAUGGCGGUCGUCUCGCUCACGGGGACCCUGGCCUCUGCUUUCCUGGCCGCCCUCCGCCCGGACCACCCGGCCGCGGUCCUGCACUCCCUGGCCGGGCUGCUGGCGCGCGGGCGCCACGAGGAGGUGGUCGGGCGCUGCGGCGCCCUGCUGGGCACUCACGGGCAGCAAGCGCUGGAGCUGCAUCUGACCCGCGCCCUGGCCCGCGUCCUGUCCGGGCGGUGGGUGGGCGCGGGCGUGGCCGACUAUCUACAGGCCUUUGCCUCGAGCGAAGACCGGACCGUGGCCUUUGUCCGGACCCACCAGCGUCCCUACCUCCCCGUGCUGAUCAGCACCCUCCAGGCCUACGUGUCAGGGCGCCAGGAGGCGGAGGGCGGCCCCGGCCGGCAGGAGACCCACUGCCAGGGACUCCUGGAGGCCCUGGACCCCGGGGGCGCCUGGAGCCACGCCCUGUCCCCGGAGGCCCUGCUCCGCAGCGGCAGGUAUGAGGACUGCCGGGCAGCGUGCAGCCGGGCCCUGGAGCCUGACCUGGCGGGCAGCGGACCCCAAGGUGAGCGUCUGGCUGCGCUGCUGGUCACGCGCGCGGCCGCGGCCUUGUUCCUGGACGGCGGGGCCGCGGACCUGCUGCGGGACCUCCACGAGGCCUUCCGCCGGAGCCCCUCGGGCGCCCGGACGCAGCUGCGGGCCGUGCUCUCCGCCGGGGACCGAGAGCGCGUGCGGGCGCGGGCGCGGGAGGCGGCGGACACCGGCUUCGCCCGCUUCCGGGAGGCCGUGCGGAGCCGCGCCGCGCUGCGCGAGAACUCGGGGCGCGAGCUGCUGGCCCCGGUGGCCCGCGCGCUCCGCGUCCUGCUGCGCAUCGCGCCGCCCGGGGCGCGCCCGGCCCUGGGCGCCCGCUUGGCCGAGUGCCUCCUGCUGGCGGGGGACGCGGCGGGCUCCCGGGCGCUGUGCGAGCGCCUGCUGCGGCCUGCGCGCCCCGGCGACCGCGAGGACCCCGGCGACCGCGAGGACCCCCGCCCCGGGCACCGCGAGGACCCCGGCGACCGCGAGGACCCCCGCGCCGGCGACCGCGCGCCCCUGUUGGCGCUGCGCGGCUUCUGCGCGCUGCACGCCGGCGACGCGCGGCGCGCCCGGGAGGACUUCCAGGAGGUGGUGGAGCACGGCACGCCGCACCUGCGCAGCUGCGUGCGCGCGCUGUGCGGCCGAGGGCUGCUGCGGGUGCUGACGGGAAGCGGGUUCCUGGGCACCCUGGACUACGUCACAGCCACCCGGCUGCAGCCCGAGGAGGCCCUGCUCGUCGCCAAGGCCUUCGUGCCCCGGAACCGGCGGGGCCUGCUGCUGACCGUGCUGCGGGAGGAGGGCCGCAAGAUGCUGCAGCGGGGGCCGCACCCGGGCCUCGCGGGCGCACCGGGCUGCCGGAGUCGGGCCGCCGGGCCGGACGGCCCCGCCGCGCAGGAAGGGGAUGCCCACGGCGUGCACCAGCUGGCCAUGCUCCUGAUGGAGCUGGACAGGGAAGACGAGGCGUCGGGCCUCCUGGGGGCUGACGCCCUGUACCGCCUGGGCCGCCUGGACGACGCCCACACGGCUCUGCUGGUGGCCCUCUCCCGGAGGCCCUGGGCGGCCCCCGUGCUGGCGAGACUGGCCCUGCUGCAGCUGAGGAGAGGGCUCUUCCAUGACGCGCACCAGCUGGUGAAGAAGGUGGUGCAGUCGGGGGACACGGCCUGCCUCCAACCCACCCUGGACGUCUUCAGCCCCGAGGACCGGCAGCUGCUGCGGGACCAUUGCCACGCUCAGGCCCUGGCCAUCCUGCGGGCUCGGCCCAGCGGGGCGCAGGGCGACGCCCACACCAGGGAGGCCAUCGCCUACCUCUCUCUGGCCAUCUUCGCUGCGGGGAGUCAAGAGGUUGAGUCCCUGCUCACCCGGGCCCGCUGUUACGGGCUCCUGGGCCAGAAGAAGACCGCCAUGUUUGAUUUCAACUCAGUGCUGCGGGCUGAGCCGAAGAACGUGCAGGCGCUGUGCGGUCGGGCACUUCUGCAGCUGGCCCUGGGCCGGCAGAAGGAGGCUGUGGACGACAUUCUCACGGCUCUGAAGCUUGACCCGAGCACAGUGGUCCCUGAGAUCCGCUCUCUGAAGCCGGAGGCCCAGGCCCUCAUCACCCGGGGCCUCUCCUCCCGCUGCCGGGCCCUCCUGAGCCAGGAGCCGGACGCCAGGGCCCCCCUCAGCGACGAGGACGCCCGGGGCCUCAUGGCGGCCGGGGAGGCGCUGAUCGAAAUCGAUGGCGGGCAGCUGAGCUGGUACCUCCUGCUGGCGGACGUGCUCACGGCAGCGGGCAGCUGGGAGGAGGCAGGCGCCUGCCUGCAAAAGGCCCCGCUCGCCAGCCCCGCGUCGGCGGCAGUGAGAGCCCGGUGGGGGCUGCUCCGGCUCAAGCAGGGACACGCGGCGGCGGCUGCGCGGGACCUCCGGCGCCUGGCAGAGACCGACGCCCAGGAACUCGGCUUCCUGCUGCAGCUCCUGGAGGCGCCGGAGCGGCAGAGCCUCGGCCAGGCUGCAGCCCGGGAAGCCCAGGCCCUCCUGAACGCAGGGCAGCCCCGGCAAGCGCUGGGCUACUGCUCGCUGGCCGUCCUCGCAGGCGGCAGCGACGCCCAGCACCUGCGCCUGAGGGCCGCCUGUCUGGCUGAGCUGCAGCAGUUCGAGCGGGCACUUGAGGACCUGGACCUGGUGCUCCGGGAGGACGUGGCCGACGGUGACGUCCCGAUGCGGGCAGAGGAUCUGUGCUCCCGAGGCCGCCUGCUGCUGAGCCUGGGGGAUGAGGCCAGGGCCACAGGCGCCUUCAGCCGGGCCCUCAAGCUGGCGCCCACCCUGGCCCGGAGCAGCCUGUGGGAGCGGCCGGGCCGGGCCCCCACCGCCCAAGUAUUCCUGCGUCGCGGCCAGUCCUGUCUGGAGGAGCAGCGCCACGCGGAGGCCUGGACGGCGGCGGAGAAUGGCCUCCUGGUCGACCCGGAGCACAGCGGCCUGAAGAGGCUGAAGGCGAGGGUCCGGAGGGAGGCGUCCUUGGGCUGCCGGCUCCACUGAGCCAGUGCUCUCCAGGCCCCGGGCCCGGGCCACCCUGUCGUCCCCCCUCCCCGACGGGCUCCCACUCGUUGAUGUGCGUCAGACUCAGCAGAGAAGUGACAUUGCGGAGUCACCACGUUUCAGGUUACCGAGAAGAUGUUCGCGAUACGGAUAGUGUUACCGCAUCGCAAGAUGACACAGCUGGAAGUGAAUUUUUUAAAGUUCCCUGCAUGUGAAACAGCUCUUGGGUCACAGAGAUCAAAUCUGAAAUUAAAAAAAUAUUGAAAAACUAAUCCUGACAAAACGUGUGCAGAGAAGCAGCUGCCAGAUGUAGUCUGAGCAGUGCCCAGAGGGAAGGGCAGAGCCCCCAGUGGUACCUGGGGGGAGGGCAGACCCCCCAGUGGUGCCCGGGGGGAGGGCAGGCCCCAAGGAGAUUACUAAGC